AACCCAAGGAACCCUAAUUUCUUUACCCACGCCAGUCACCCACUGCCCUCUGCGGCUCUGCCCAGCACUGCUGCUGCAUGCCGCCCGCACCCCAGGGCAACAGGCAAGAGUUCACCUUCGAUCUUCGUCAGUUCCUCUUCCGGCAGCCCAGGCAACCCAGCACCGCAGCACCAGCACGCCGUCGCCGCACGCUGUCGCCGCAGAUCUUCUCGCCGCGUUUACAACCCGCCGGACCCGCCCGUGAACCCGUUUUGUCACCCCUAAGCCGUCCUCCACACGGCUGCUUCUAAACCCUCGCGCCCUCACCAAAAACCCUAGCCUCCCCGCCGCUGUUUCCUCAUAUCAGCUACAAUGACAGGCGAAGCAGUGAGUCCAAAAGCGUACCCGCUGGCCGAUGCCCAGAUGACGAUAACCAUCCUGGAUCUUGUUCAGCAAGCUGCCAAUUACAAGCAGCUCAAAAAGGGUGCUAAUGUGAUGGCUGCUGACACUGAACCUCUUGAAGUACUUCUCCAUCUUUCCUUACUUGCUGAAGAUAAGAAUGUGCCGUACGUAUUUGUCCCUUCUAAGCAAGCUCUUGGCGGAGGAUGUGGAGUCACAAGACCUGUCAUUGCUUGUUCUGUGACAAGCAAUGAAGGAAGCCAAUAAAAGUCCCAAAUACUACAACUCAAGGACGCCAUUGAGAAGCUCUUGAUCUAAAACCUUCACGGAUUAUCUUUUUGGAGCAAUGAGGCUAUUGAUUUGUAAUAUUUGCUUUUUAGAGGCAUUGGCCGAUGAUGCUGUUGUGCCAAUGGGUUAGGGAGUUUGUUAUUGUUGAUCCAUAUUUAAGAGUUAUCUCUAUUUGCUGUGAUGAUGUGAAGAAGACUGCUGUUAAAUUUGCUUUUC
Malania oleifera is the source of this 882-nucleotide messenger RNA. RefSeq lists its product as uncharacterized. The transcript has a single exon. The record is from RefSeq and is a predicted model, not a curated record. Gene Ontology annotation, cellular component: U4/U6 x U5 tri-snRNP complex; box C/D methylation guide snoRNP complex; small-subunit processome. The coding region runs from base 352 to 645 and encodes 97 amino acids. Lineage: Eukaryota; Viridiplantae; Streptophyta; Magnoliopsida; Santalales; Ximeniaceae. Gene Ontology annotation, molecular function: RNA binding. Gene Ontology annotation, biological process: maturation of SSU-rRNA; mRNA splicing, via spliceosome; ribosome biogenesis.